AUGGAGGCUUCACGAGGACCCCCACGGGUCAAGAACAAGGCGCCGGCGCCGAUCCAGAUCUCUGCGGAGCAACUGCUGCGUGAGGCCGUCGACCGACAAGAGCCUGGUCUGCAGGCCCCGACACAGCGGUUCGCCGAUCUCGAGGAACUUCAUGAAUUUCAAGGCCGGAAGCGCAAAGAGUUCGAAGACUAUGUGCGGCGAAACCGCAUUAAUAUGAACAAUUGGAUGCGCUAUGCUGCCUGGGAACUGGAACAAAAGGAAUUCCGCCGAGCGCGCUCGAUUUUCGAGCGAGCCUUGGACGUGGACUCGACAUCCGUGGUGCUCUGGAUUCGCUACAUCGAAGCUGAAAUCAAGACGCGCAAUAUCAAUCAUGCCCGAAACCUGCUGGAUCGUGCCGUGACCAUUCUCCCGCGCGUGGACAAGCUGUGGUACAAGUACGUUUACAUGGAAGAGACCCUGGGUAACAUUCCUGGUACCCGACAGGUCUUUGAGCGAUGGAUGUCAUGGGAGCCUGAGGAGGGGGCCUGGAGCGCCUACAUCAAGUUGGAAAAGCGUUACAACGAAUUUGAGCGAGCACGUGCGAUUUUCCAGCGCUUUACCAUUGUUCAUCCCGAGCCCAGGAAUUGGAUCAAGUGGGCACGAUUUGAAGAGGAAUUUGGCACCAGUGAUCUGGUUCGCGAAGUGUAUGGACUGGCCAUUGAAACCCUGGGCGAAGACUUUAUGGACGAGAAGCUAUUCGUGGCCUAUGCGAAAUUCGAGGCAAAGCUGAAGGAGUACGAGCGUGCGCGGGCGAUCUACAAGUACGCCCUAGAUCGUCUUCCACGGUCCAAAUCGAUGACCUUGCACAAGGCCUACACCACAUUUGAAAAACAGUUUGGUGACCGAGACGGCGUGGAGGAUGUCAUUUUGUCCAAGCGUCGCGUCCAGUACGAAGAGCAACUCAAGGAAAACCCGCGGAACUACGAUAUCUGGUUUGAUUUCGCCCGACUUGAAGAGACCGCGGGCGAUCCUGAGCGUGUGCGUGAUAUCUACGAACGAGCCAUCGCACAAAUCCCUCCUUCCCAAGAAAAGCGACAUUGGCGCCGUUACAUUUAUCUCUGGAUUUUCUAUGCCAUUUGGGAAGAAAUGGAAGCCAAGGACAUGGAUCGCGCCCGGCAAAUCUACCAGGAAUGCAUCAAACUCAUUCCCCACAAGAAGUUCACGUUCGCCAAGGUGUGGCUGAUGAAAGCGCAGUUUGAGAUUCGACAGAUGGAGCUGCAAGCUGCGCGGAAGACGCUUGGCCAGGCCAUCGGCAUGUGUCCCAAGGACAAACUGUUCCGGGGCUAUAUUGACCUUGAGCGGCAAUUGUUCGAGUUUGUGCGAUGCCGCACCUUGUACGAGAAGCAGAUCGAGUGGAAUUCAUCCAAUAGCCAGGCUUGGAUUCAGUACGCGGAGCUUGAACGCGGCCUGGACGAUUUGGAGCGGGCGCGAGCCCUCUAUGAGCUUGGAAUCGACCAGCCCACCCUCGAUAUGCCAGAGUUGGUAUGGAAAUCCUACAUCGACUUUGAAGAGUACGAGGGCGAGUACGACAGAGUGCGCGCCUUGUACGAACGUCUUCUCUCCAAGACGGACCACGUCAAAGUCUGGAUCAACUAUGCCCGAUUCGAAAUCAACAUACCCGAGGAUGAAGAAGAGGAAGGGGAAGAGGAGGAGGAAGCUCGCCCUGUCAGCGACGAAGCGAAGCGUCGGGCUCGGGCAGUCUUUGAGCGGGCGCACAAGGUCUUCAAAGACAAGGAGCUCAAGGAAGAGCGAGUGGAACUCCUCAAUGCCUGGCGCUCAUUCGAACAUACACACGGGACGCCCGAAGACAUCGAGAAGAUCGAAAAGCAGAUGCCCCGUCGGGUCAAGAAGCGCCGCAAGUUGGAGGACGACCGAUACGAGGAGUACAUGGACUAUGUGUUCCCCGCCGACGACAAGUCUGCCGCGAAUCUGUCUCGGCUGCUCCAACAAGCACACCAAUGGAAGCAACAGCAGGCCAACUUUGCGUCAUAG
This is a messenger RNA of Penicillium oxalicum, 2031 nucleotides long. RefSeq names its product putative cell cycle control protein (Cwf4) (gene clf1). Gene Ontology annotation, biological process: spliceosomal complex assembly; mRNA splicing, via spliceosome. Gene Ontology annotation, cellular component: Prp19 complex; precatalytic spliceosome; post-mRNA release spliceosomal complex. Bases 1 to 2031 code for a protein of 676 amino acids. The record is from RefSeq and is a predicted model, not a curated record. NCBI's taxonomy places the organism in Eukaryota, Fungi, Ascomycota, Eurotiomycetes, Eurotiales, Aspergillaceae. The transcript is spliced from 2 exons. Gene Ontology annotation, molecular function: protein binding.